Messenger RNA from Phytomonas sp. Hart1, 3711 nucleotides. The record is from the annotation of a GenBank genome assembly. NCBI's taxonomy places the organism in Eukaryota, Euglenozoa, Kinetoplastea, Trypanosomatida, Trypanosomatidae.
AUGCGUCAGCACAUUCCAUUGGCAAAACAGGAGAAACUUCUGGAGUCUUCGGAACCGGUUCUGACGUUUGAUGCACGUGAUGAGGACCGUUUGCAACAUCAGCUCGAUGUAGCCACAUUACAGACUCUUCAAUUGAUCAAAAAACAGCAAACCAAACUCCAGAGGGAACUUCAUACUGUUUCCAAUCACGUCGACAUUCGACUCAAGAAAAUCUUUAGAGGUGGGCAUUUGGACCUGCUGGACGAGGCGGAUUCUCCGCGAUUGUCGACCUUCGCGUCGGGUGCGAGACCGGAAGCGGCCGCGGCCCCCCCUUCGUCCCGGCGCCUGCGCACGCGAAGUUCUCCCCCACCGCGGUGGGAAGGGGGGACAUCCUUCGCGGGAAAGACGAUUUCCUCGCUUUUACGACAUUCCCUCUUUCCCGUGGCUUUCGAGGCGUCCGAAUUCAGCUCCUCCAUUCACUGGGGGGAGGUCGCCUUCACGGAGGCCAGCGUGGCCGCGCUGGGCCCUCGCGCGAAGGUUGAAGGCCCCUCCCGUGGGGCCCUGCCGAACCCCCUUUUGGUUAACGUGGCGUGUUAUAUCCUGAAUGAGGUGCUGAGGAGGGAUUCGAAUAUGUGCGGGCUCUGGGAUCUGCUUCGUGAUACAAUUUUAGAUAGCAUUUAUACCCCCCUCCGCAUCGAUGAUGGGGUUCAAGGUGUCGACAGCCAGACGGGGGAGGAGGGCGGGGGCGCAUUCGUCCCGGCCGCGUCCGACAGCGAUUCGCGCGCGAAGGCGUUGGCCUACCCACUGAGGAAUACCACCUACAAGACGUUUGACUUUUCCAAUUACCGCCUCUGGAUCCAAGAGAUUGUGGCCUUACAACACAGGAAUGAUAUCCCCUGGCAGCGUAUUCAGGUGCUUAAGUCGUUAUUAGGGAAGGCCAUCCAUGUGUUAGAGCUAGGGCAGCGCCGGGUCAAUAAUUCACGGCUGCGGAAGGUGUUGGUGGCGUGGCAUCGCUAUACGAAAGGGGUCCAUGCGUUUCGGCAGGCCGCCUACAUCUCAAUCUCUAAUAGCAUACGGCGCCGUCUAGAGGGGCAGUGUUUCUUGCGUUGGCGUCGCUCCACUUUGCAGGGGAUUCUGGAGAAGCUCUAUCGCUCUCUUUCUGACCACAGACGCGAAUCUCGCCUGAACGAGCAAGCCCACCUCAACACCAUUUACCAGCUCCGUAGCCAGCUCUCCGCGGCGACCGAAUCGAAGCAGUUAGUCCAGGCCGAGAUGGGGGAUCAGCUAUUGGGUGCGAAGGAGAGUCAUAAGUUGGCGGAGAAAGUUCUCCGCGAGGCUUAUAAGCGCUCGGUUAAAUACGCCAAACGGUAUAAAGCGCACGCCAGCCGAUGGGAGCGCCUGGCGAAGACGUUUCGCCCGGCUGAGCUCUGCCCUUCCAUCCCGAAGCCGCUUUCAACGCUUAGUAUCUCCCUUACGCAAUACGAAGACGAUUUGUCGAAAUCGCACCGCGUCUCCGCUUUCCGCAUCGAGCGCGCUCGCCGCGAGCUCUCGAAUUUUUUAUUGUGUUGGGUGAACACGGUGAUGCGCGCGUCCCCGCAAGGGAAGAUGUGGGUUCCAAGGGUGAAUCUUGCGUGCAGUAGUAACCAAGCCCAGAGCGACGGGGCGGUGUGGGGCGACGCCACGAUUAAACCGAAAUUGUUGGAUGAGACCGCCUUGUUAUGUCUGGUGCGUGAGCUACGGCGUCUUCAGGAUCUCAAUGAUCCAAACAAGCAGGAAGGUAGCGACUGCGACGACCCGUUCCGGGGCCCCAAUUUAUUAGACACCGGCGACAUCGCCGAUUCAUUGCAAACCGUCCUGGAGGAGGCUUAUCAAGUGCUCUAUGUGUACACCUCCGAGGGUCUUUACCCUUGUUUGCUCAUGCAUAGCCCGAGCUAUUUUUUUCAACAUCGCGCCAAAGAGACAGGGGUGCAGAGCUUCUCGAAGCAUCGUCAGAACGCGGAGCUGGUGUACAUGUUAUCCAUGCUUUGGCUCCUGGCGGCGCUUUUUACCGGCUACGUGCGCUACCACCACGGGGUCGAGGCCUUCUUGGCCUCCAAAUGGCCGCAUUAUCUUCGCUGUCCAAACGAAAAAAAACUUCGACACUCGUCCCGACAAUCCCUCGGCGUGGCGUCCGUUUCCUCCUUAACGGAGUUCCCCAAUGGCAGCAUCAGCGGCUCCUCAAGGGCUCCCGCCAGGGACGACGACGGGGACGGGCAGGGGGGGACCCCCGACUGCGAAGCCGGGGGCCUUUUAAAGAGGGCCCCCGAACCCGCCUUGGGCUUGGGGGUUUCAAACGCCAUCGAUCCGCUAAUUGCCGGGGUGAAGGCGCUGAAGCGGACCUAUUCUUCCCCCCGUCGGGAUCACACCGGGGCCUACACCUAUGGCGGCGACGAGGUCGUGGAUACGAACUCGGAUAUCGACGUCUACACCGGACGCCAGGACGCGGAUCUGCCCCCGAGCGAUUGGGAGAAGGACAUCGACGGGCUUUUUAACAAUGUCGUGCGCAAUGAGGAGCGGGAAAUGCGAAAGCAGCGGCGGCUGCGCCGGAAAGGCGAGAAAUGUGAGGAGCUGAUUCGGGCGUCAGGGAAUAGCACCCUGCCCUAUGUCAAACUGGAAGGUCUCGAUGGGAGUGAGGGCUCCAACACCAAACCACUCCCUUCUCAAGGGAGGCUUACCCAUAGAGAGCAAGGGAUAACCAUACCUGAUCGCUCAUCCAUAGAGAAAUUUAGCUCUCGCGGGGUGUCGUCAGAGGGCGUUUCGAUGGAUCCCAUAGAUUCCACGCCCCGCGUGGAGAAUGAUUCCGAGAUCUGCAGCAUCAGCAGUAGCGAGAGUGAAGUGCGCUCAGCGUCGGGAGAGUCGUCGAUUAAUACCAACAGCGAAGAAGAGAACGAAGCCAUGUCGCUUGAGGACAACAAGCACCGCAGUAAGAGUUUGUUUGGCGAGCCCCACGACAGCUUCAAUGUGGUUCGACAACGCUUUCUCAGUAAAGUGCCACCACCGAGCUCGGUUUUUAGCGUGCGUAUCGGUAAGAAAACUAAGAAAAAGGAUCCAAAUAACAGUGUUCGGCUCAUGGAAUUUAUGGGAGAGCGCACGGAGGCUCGUCGGCAGGAACGCGCACGGAAAGGGGGAUUGCAUGCCUUUGUCGAGCGCACUUUGAUGGAUCAGGAGCGACGACAGCAAUGGUUGGGGAUGUCCCGUGUCGUUGUCUCGCUUAUUACGCGAUUGGACCUUCUCAAUCUUAACAUCAAGACAAAGACGGGAAAGGUUCAUUCCACCGAGCGAUCGAAUGCGUUUCACGACCGACCAGAAAACAGCCUAAAAUCUCAAUCCAAAGGCGAUUCGGACUCUCGCGUUUCUCUUUCGCAUCGCACAAAGACGAGUUCCAUCAGUCGGAACACGGUCUCAUCACGAUCGAUCCUGAUGAUUCCCCACGAUGGCCUGGUGGACACCGUGGACAAGUCAUCCUAUUCGAAUUCCAAAGACCCGGAGACUCACGACCCCCCGACCCUUGGGAAAUCGUCUCCAACGCAGCAGGGGGCUGAAAAAAAAACACCCCCAAACGCCUCGCGGAGGGGGUUUCAUCGCGCAAACGAGCCCAUACCGAAGAUCCACCCGCAAACAAGGCGUCCUUGCGAAGUGUUUCCAUCAACGACACCACUAGCAGUCGAGGGGAGCGCGUUCGCAAUGCGGUAG